This is a messenger RNA of Coniosporium apollinis CBS 100218, 273 nucleotides long. RefSeq lists its product as uncharacterized. Bases 1 to 273 code for a protein of 90 amino acids. The transcript is spliced from 2 exons. Lineage: Eukaryota; Fungi; Ascomycota; Dothideomycetes. The record is from RefSeq and is a predicted model, not a curated record.
AUGUUCAAAACACAGGAAGCUCACAGAAGAAACCUAGUUAUCGCCGCGGACAGUUCCAGCACCAGGUUCGGCACACUCAACAAUCGUCAAGACGAGAACAAGCCCAUCUCGACCGCAAAGCCUGAGGCAACGUGGUUUCGUCUACGUCCCGGGCCCGAUGCCCUGGCUAGGUUGGUCGUCGUCCUGCAUGAGAUCAGGAGGAAGCAUGAGCUCACUGUCGCGGUACAACCCAGACUAGGCCUGGCAGCAACGGAUAUGGUUAUCCAUGAAUAA